GUGUGUCAGCAUCCUUCGAGGCAGACAUGUGUGUCAGCUUCCUUCCAAGUUUCUCAUCAACGCAGUCCGAUAAUUACUGCGCGGUCCAAAUUAGCAGUGGCACAUCAGACGGUGAACGGUGAACUGAAACAUCAAAUCAGAAUACGAACGACAGAAAAGUAAGACAUCAAAACAAUGCCACCGACAGGUCCUAACACGCGCCUUCACGUCGCCAUAAUCGGCGGCGGCAUCACGGGCCUCUCCCUGGCGGCCGGCCUGAAGGCGCGCGGCGUGCGCUUCACCGUCUACGAGCAAUCGCCGUCGUUCCGCGAGGUCGGCGCGGGCGUGGGGCUGAGUCCCAACGCCGAGCGCGCGCUGGGCAGGCUGAGCGCCGGCGCGCUGGCCGCGUUCAACGCCGUCGCCAUGCCCAACGGCGAGGACUACUUCCAGUGGGUCGACGGCCACGGCUCCGACAAGGUCGUCUACCGCCUGUGGAUCGGCGAGGGCCUGUUCCGCGGGUGCCUGCGGUCGGAUUUCGUCGAGGAGCUGGGGAGGCUGGUGGGGACUGACUGUGUGAGUUUUGGGAAGGAUGCACGGUCGAUUGCCGAGGAGGACGACGGAAGUGUGACGAUCACCUUCGGCGACGGCUCGACAGCGCGGGCAGACGUAGUCAUCGGCUGCGACGGCAUCCACUCCCGCACGCGCCAGCUCCUCCUCGGCGAAGCCAACCCGGCCUCGCACCCGGGCUACACCAAUAGAUCCUGCUUCCGCGCCCUCAUCCCCAUGGCCGCCGCCCGCGCCGCCAUAGGCGACCACCGGACCUCGACGCGCUUCAUGUACAACGGGCCCGGCGCGCACAUCAUAACCUACCCGGUGGGCCACGGCGCGUCGCUCAACGUCCUCGCCGUCGCCAGCGACCCGCACCCCUGGCCCGACGCCGCGCGCCACACCAAGCCCGCCACCGCCGCCGACGCCGCCGCCGCGUUCGCGGACUGGCACCCCACGGCGCGCGCCAUCGUCGGCCUGCUGCCCGACCGCCUUGACAGGUGGGCCGUGUUCGACUCGUUCGCGGGCCCGGCGCCGUCGUAUGUGCGCGGCGCGGUCGGCCUUGCUGGAGAUGCGGCGCAUGCGGCGGGUCCGCACCUCGGGUCCGGCGCGGGGUUUGGCAUCGAGGAUGCGCUGGUGCUGGCGGCGCUGUUGGAGGCUGUUGACGAGGUGGGGCGCAGGGGUGGCCGGGGCGAUGUCGGGGUGCUGUGCCGCGACGCGCUGGAGGUGUAUAAUAGCGUGCGGUACGAGCGGACGCAGUGGCUGGUCGGGGCGACGCGGGAGGCCUGCAGCUUGUUCCAUUGGGAGGAUCCGGAGUGCGGGAGUGAUCCCGACAAGUUUGGGAGGGAGAUUACAUGGCGGUUUCACAAGAUCUGGCAUUACGAUGUUGAUGCUAUGGUCCGAGAGGCGCUGGAUCAGCUUGCGAAGAGGCGGGGGGAGAUGCCAAACUGAGUGCACGUGAGGGGGAAGUAGAUGGAAUUAUUCUAUUGACGACUCGUCCAGCUCCUUUACUCUACCUUGAUGCUCUGGUCGUGAUGACAGUAGCUCAAUGGCAAAGCCUUCCUGCAGCUCACUCAGCCGAUCUGUGUGCUCGCGAGCUUCUUGAAU
Molecule: messenger RNA, 1632 nt
Organism: Phialemonium atrogriseum
Lineage: Eukaryota; Fungi; Ascomycota; Sordariomycetes; Cephalothecales; Cephalothecaceae
Exons: 4
Coding region: 175-1476 (433 amino acids)
Biological process (GO): secondary metabolite biosynthetic process
Molecular function (GO): FAD binding
Source: RefSeq, a predicted model, not a curated record